Messenger RNA from Hyalella azteca, 2092 nucleotides. RefSeq names its product nuclear distribution protein nudE-like 1 (gene nudE). The transcript is spliced from 8 exons. The record is from RefSeq and is a predicted model, not a curated record. Gene Ontology annotation, cellular component: kinetochore; centrosome; kinesin complex. Gene Ontology annotation, biological process: centrosome localization; establishment of mitotic spindle orientation; microtubule nucleation. Gene Ontology annotation, molecular function: microtubule binding. Bases 526 to 1272 code for a protein of 248 amino acids. NCBI's taxonomy places the organism in Eukaryota, Metazoa, Arthropoda, Malacostraca, Amphipoda, Hyalellidae.
CUCUGUGGAGGAGGUAUACUAGGUUCUGUUGGCUGUGUUGUUCAUGUGCGGUGCAAUUUUGAACAAAUCGUAAGCAUUUUGUACCAGUCGAAACAUUAUUACUACAAAAUUUUGUUGAAGCAUUGUGAGAGUUUGAAAUUGAGUGAGUCAUUACCAAAUUCAAAAUGUAACGUCACUAAUUUUGAACAUCGAAAUUGAGUCAUUCUAAGUGGGCAAACUUCGUAUUUUAAUACUAAUACCUUGCAAGCUUGCAUGAUUUGUGAUGCUUAAAUAAUCUAUUUAAUUAUUAAAUUUCAUUAUUCCGAAUAAUUUUAUUUUCUAUGAUCAGUGAGUGUUUUUUUCAACUUGAGUGUGCUAAGUUUACUGAUAACUGUGUAGUGUGUGCAGACGUCAGUGUGCACUGUGCACUAGGUAGUGUUAAGCUGCUCUUAAAAGUUAAAGAGUUCAGGUUUUUAGGUUUUCAUCUGUGAUUCUGUGUCAACGGUAUUAUAUAUAACUCACACAGAGUGAGAUUACUGAUUUAAAAUGAGUUUUGAUGAAGAAGAUACUCCUACUUCAUUUAAAGAUCCACAAGAAGAAGUGAGAUACUGGAAAAAUAAGGCAGCUUCAUUCAAGAAAAAAUAUGAAGACAGUCAACAGGAGUUGGAGGAAUAUCAAUCACACAGCGCUGAGCUCGAGUCCGAACUCGAGGCAGAACUCGAACAAUCACAAGCCAGAUGCUCUGAACUGCGACACCAGGUGGCAAAGCUAGCCACUGAAAAUGAGAAUCUCAAGGAGCGGUUAUCAAGUCAGUCGGCGGCGCUGAAGUCGCGCGAGCGGAGCGGUUAUCAAGUCAGUUGUCNACAUCAGCCACAACAAGAGGCACCACAACAACAGCAUCACAUCAACGGUGUUAAGAGCAUAUCAACAGCAGCUGUUGGCAACUCUUAUAUUAUUGACAGCAAUAAACUCGUGGCCUCCGACGCGCCUUGUAAUCUCGACCAAGUAGGCGACAACUCUAAGCCAGGAGAUACUCCCAUGACUCCAUCAGCUCGCAUCAACGCUCUUAAUAUUGUUGGUGACCUGCUAAGGAAAGUCGGGGCGCUGGAGAGUCGACUUGCUUCCUGCCGCACUCUUGUUAAGGACAACCAGCGACCUGUGACUCUGACCUCUCCUUCAGGCAACCCUUCAGCCAGUGGAGAUUACCUGAUGCUGGAGUGUGGUCUCAUCGCUGGCAUGGAGCUACAGCGUGCCGCCGCUGCUGCUGCUGCUGCCGGUCUUCCCCAAGCUUAGACCUGUUGCAUCAUUCCUGACGUUUCCUUCUAUGCAGGGAAAUGUUUUCUCUCUCCGCUGUCUUCACUAUAAAUUAUACAUAUAACUGAGUGUCAUCAUUACCGGUCUUGAGGUUAUUAUUCUGUUGUCUAAAUGAAGCUCAGGACCAUAUUUUAAUUAGCAUACUAACAGCUGUGAAAAUUUUAGGGUGUUACUCGUUAAAUAUGUCUUCUCUCUCUGAAAUCUUCACUAUAAAUUAUAUAUUGUCAUUACCGUGUCAUCAUUACCGGUCUUGAGGUUAGUAUUCUGUUGUCUGAAUGGAGCUCAGGACCAUGUUUUAAUUAGCAUACUAACAGCUGUAAAAAUUUUAGGGUAUUACUCGUUAAAUAUGUCUUCUCUCUCUGCUAUCUUCACUAUAAAUUAUACAUUGUCAUUACAGUGUCAUCAUUACCGAUCUUGAGGUUAGCAUUCUGUUGUCUAAAUGGAGCUCAGGACGAUAUUUUAAUUAUCAUACUAACGGUUUUAAAAUACUUUAGGGUGUUACUCGUUUCACGCAAAGGUAUUAUUAUGAGGCAGAUGUAUUCCCUAGAGCAAAUAUUGUAGUUAAUUGAAGCUGUACACGAAUUUUGUAUAGUUACUUCCCUCGCCCCGUGAAGAGUACUUCUUUCUUCCUUCAACUUCCAUAUUUGGUUGGUUAUUUACUCAUCGGACAUUUAUUAUUUCUCAGUUCAUGAACGUUUCCGAGUCAUUUUUAAUUGUAAGUACAAUUCUGAAAUCUUAUUGUUCCUCCCUAUAGUGUACACGUGUAAUCCAAAAAUAAACUGAAAAUAUCGAUUUAUGA